This is a messenger RNA of Fibroporia radiculosa, 1227 nucleotides long. RefSeq lists its product as uncharacterized. The transcript is spliced from 8 exons. Lineage: Eukaryota; Fungi; Basidiomycota; Agaricomycetes; Polyporales; Fibroporiaceae. The record is from RefSeq and is a predicted model, not a curated record. The coding region runs from base 1 to 1227 and encodes 408 amino acids.
AUGGCACCACUGACAAGAGCUAACGCUAAUGCAGCUUCAUCGCAGACGCGACCAGUAGGAUCCCAUGCGAGAGGCUCUGAAUUGGACUCCCAUUUUGAAAUGGGCCAAGUCGAGGUACAUAUGCACAAUGCCUUGAAAGGGGCUCGAGCUUUGCAGAAGGAGCUCACGGCUUUACGAAAGAGAAAUGUUCAACUUGAGAGGAGGCUGAAGAGCAUCGAAGAAGCGGAGGACGUAUCAGUUCAGCCAAAGAGAGGCAAGAAAGUUGGUCCAACCGUCGCGGAGCUCCAGAGUCGCAUACGAGACCUGGAGAAGGCGAGGCAGAAAAACCGUAGGAAGAUCGAAAAACUUCGAGCGAAAGAGGUUAAAGCGGAUGCAGCAGAGCUGGAAGACAUAGCCGAAUUUGAAGUUGGUGAUUCUGCAUAUCGCAUGAGGAAGCUUCUACGGCGUUUUCACGAUCUUAUGGUCUCCAGCUCCAUCGAAGAGGACGAAGAGUGCCCUAUAUGCAUGGAGCAACUUAAAUUGAACAAAUGUGCAAGUCUGCCAUGCGAGCACACGUUCUGCGAGUCAUGCAUUAUGCAGAUCUCUCCGGGCUCAGAUUACAUCACUUGUCCACAGUGUCGUGGCUCGUGUCCUCGCGACGAGAUAGAGGUUGUCCAGUAUACUGCUUCACAGCAAUGGGAUGCACUUCUGGACGUAGCGAAUUCAUGGGCAAAGAUGGAUCUCCGUAGACAUGAAGAUACUAGUGAAGAAGAAGCUGAAGAGGACUUUAUCGAUAAUGGGCAUCCAGAAGCAAGAUCAGCCUCUACUAAUCCUCUUGCAACCUCUCCCGAGGCAGAACCUCUCCCGAAGACAGAGCCGCACCUAGAACUAGUAGCCCCAGCAGUGUCUGAAAACAUACAUCAAGCGAUUCCAACACCGGUGACCCUCAGCAGGAAACGACGGAUAGCUUUCUCGCCGGAGUCAUCGCCAUUGUCACAAGAUUCGGACGAUGAGCCACUUACUGCCUCUGGCUCGUCUAAGCCUGCUCAUAGGUCGGGACACAAUUCUGCGGAACGAGAGUUUUGUGGAAGCCCAUCCAACGCAGUCGAUCUACCGCAUCAGGAAGCCACGGAAGAGACUACAACACACCCACGGCUUAUCAAACCUUUGUAUGCUCAAUCACCCGUCGCGGAAAAGAGAAAGAGACUUGAGAAUCUCGCUGUAGCCCGCAAGCGCAAGAGGCUAUAA